AUAUUUUUUGCAAGUACUACAAUUAUGUUGUAGUACAAAACUCAACUGAAGAUAAUCUAAUCCGGUAAACCAGUUAGCGGCCAGCGUUUGCGCUCUUCUUAUCCUUCGGAGCUUCACCUUACUUAUGCUUAUUUAUCAUAUACCCAUUUCUACUUCACCCUUCUUCUCGCAAACUACAUCUCUCAUCAAUGGCUUUAUGGAGUCCACGCUUGCAGAGAUUUCUACUCAACAACAACGUUAGUAAGAUCGACUUGAAGAAGCCUAAUAGUUGUAAUAGCAAUAAUCAUAUAAUCGUGAGAAAGUGGAGUAGAGAAGGCAGCCCCCGGUGCUGUUCGGCGAUUGCAAUCGACGCUCCUUCUUCUCUCUCUGAUGGCCUUGGUUCUGGGAUCAGAUGGGGUUCCGCCAAAUUACAAGGUGCUCGAGAGGAGAUGGAAGACGAUGCUGUUAUAGUCGGCUCAUCGCCUCAUAACGAGCUUGAUGGUUUCUUUUUUGCUGCCGUUUUCGAUGGCCACGCGGGUUUCUCUUCUGUUAAGUUCCUCAGGGAGGAGCUAUACAAGGAGUGUGUUAAGGCUCUACAAGGGGGCCUAUUGUUGAGUAAAAAAGACACCAUUGGAAUCGAGAAAGCACUGCAGGAGGCUUUCCAGAAUGCUGAUGCAAAACUUCUAAACUGGCUUGAGAUGAACGGAGAGGACGAUGAAUCUGGCGCAACAGCCACAACUAUGUUCCUAGGAAACAAUAUGCUGUUCAUCUCUCAUGUUGGUGAUUCAUGUGCGGUUCUUUCACAGUCUGGAAAGGCACAAGAAUUGACCAAUUCUCACAGACCCUAUGGAAGAAGCAAGGUUUCCCUUCAAGAGAUCAAGCGAAUCAGAGAAGCAGGUGGAUGGAUUUCGGAUGGAAGAAUCUGUGGAGAUAUUUCUGUAUCCCGUGCCUUUGGUGACAUGCGGUUUAAAACAAAGAAGAAAGAGAUGCUGGAAAAGGGAGUUGCUGAAGGCAGAUGGUCUGAAAAAUUCGUAUCCCGCAUUCGGUUCUUUGGGGACUUGGUUAUUGCUACUCCUGAUAUUUAUCAAGUUACACUUGGGCCUGAAGCAGAAUUUGUAUUGUUAGCAACUGAUGGCUUAUGGGACUACAUUAAAAGCUCGGAUGCGGUCAACUUUGUUAGAGACCAACUUCGGGAACAUGGAGAUGUGCAGGCUGCAUCUGAAGCUCUAGCUCAAAUGGCCUUGGACCAAUAUUCUCAAGAUAAUGUAACCAUUGUGAUUGCUGAUUUGGGGCGGACGGAUUGGGAAAAUUUACCUAUACAGAAACAAAACUUUGUGUAUGAAAUGAUCCAAGCUUUUGCGACCAUUGGUAUUGUGUCCUUUGGGAUAUGGAUGUCAUCUACUGCUUCAUUUUGAAAUUUGAAACUCAACUCUCUCUCUCUCUCUCUCUCUGUCUGUCUGUAUAUAAUCAAAUCAUAUUCUAUUACUGUAAGUCUAUAACAUCUAUACCUUACUUCAUCUAUUAAUCUAUUAUUAUACCCACCAUAAAUGUAUGAUGAUAUCUUGUUUUAAAAGUGUUUUGUAUUUCGAUCAGAAUCAGAUAUGAUAAAAAAAGCCAGCCUUUAUUUAUUCUCAUGCAUCUCAUCUUCGUUCCCAGUUCCCACUUCAAUACAACCAAACAAAUUCUGAUUGAAUUUUAUUUUAAUUAUUUUUCUUAAUACGAGAGCUUAAGUUCCUGUGAGUGGGCCUUGUCCACCUCCCAUCAUUGGAUCAUUGUAGUCUGUCUCGGCUUCAAGCGGUGCAAACUCCCAUGAACGACUCGCCAAAAUGUCUGGUGCUGGGCCCACAGCGGGUGCAUCGCUCAUGUCAUUCCCUACACACACACACAUACA
This is a messenger RNA of Lactuca saligna, 1870 nucleotides long. Lineage: Eukaryota; Viridiplantae; Streptophyta; Magnoliopsida; Asterales; Asteraceae. The record is from the annotation of a GenBank genome assembly.